AGAGGGCUGUUUUGGUUGAGGGGGUGGCUUCUUGGGGUGGUAGGGCGGUGCAGGGUUUGUUCUCGUAACUCUGACCCUCCUAGGUUUCUUUGUUUUUAUUUUCUCGCUCUAAUCUUCGCUUACUCCAGGCACCCGGAAGACCAGGAAUUACUGUUUAGCCAAACAUGAACCCAGUGCGAGACAGUUUUUCCCCAGCAGUCCUUCCCCCACGCACUCCUCGCUCACGUUAUCCUAGGAAAGCUUAGGAAAACUAACCCCGCGCCCCCCCACCCCCGGCCCGCUUUUCUCCGAACAAUUAAAAAAAUGAAUUUGACCUUGUCAUGAAAAGUACUCUGAAAGCACCUGUUUUUGAGCUGGAGUUUGCCAGACGUGAAAAGCCUUUUAAUAAUUUGUUGCAAAACCGAACACGUUUAUUAGUUGCUCAACCUAAAUUAAACUGUGGGAGUUUGUGUGUCGUGGACUUGGAGAAAAGCCUGAUGGCAUUUAAAGCAUUUAUAUAAGGGUUUGGGGAAGGGGGAAUAAUCUUUCUUGCCCCCUAAAGGUAGGCUUGGCUCAGUGUUCCCUGCGUUAUCUUUGGACGACCUUGAAGAAGCUAGCAUGUAGGAGUUAGGCCUUUCUUGGAGAUUUUCUGUGGGGGCUGGGGAGGAAGACGCUCAAGGGGAUGACACAAGGUAAUGGCUAGCUAUCCCUGCUAGCUGCUUCUUAGUUCCUGUGAACUGGGGUUGACCUUCUGAUUACCCCCUCAUAGGUUUUCUUUUCAAGCUAACUUUUUUUUUCCCCCGGUAUGUGGCCCCAGGCAUAGCUCAGAAAUUAUGCUGGUUUGACACAUGGAUGCUUCUUUGGUAUUUGGGGUUUGCCUGCAGUCUAGACAUCCGAUAAGCAAGCACCACGUCUGUUGCCUCUUUCCUGAUUUCUCCUGCAUUUUGAUCAUGGUUAAGGGUUAAGAUCUAAAAGUUGUCAUUACUGAAAAAUGAUGAUAUCGCUAGAUGCCACGACCCUGCAAAUCAAAAAUCCAUAGAAAUUGAAAUCAGUUUUGUGCUUUCAUUGUUUUGCUAUUAAAUAAACACAUUUCCCCCAAGUUUUGGUUGACCAAAUUACAAAUACCUAAAGGCUACCAAUAUUAGUAUCAGUACAUUUCUGAAGUGAACAGAAAGAUCUUGUCAAGAGAAUGAGAAACUUUGGAUUUAAUAACUUUAUGGCUUCCUUUUGGGCAGUUACUUCUCUGGGUCAGGUAUUUAAAAGGCAUAUGAGGAACUUUGCAAAUACACUGUGAAAUUCUUUGAUUUGUUUCUCUUAAUUAGUAUUUGAUAGCCGAGUUACAUCUAGAAUUUCAAUGUAAUGGGAAAUUUCAAAUAAAAUAUCUAGAGCUUAAGGGUGUUUGUUUUAAAUAUCAGAUGAUACCGGCAGCAGAGAUUCAGUUUAGCCAAGUAAAUGAGAGUGGGAAAGACACACACAAGGUCUCUUGCUGCCUUCCCUUUCUGCAUUACUUUUGCAAGAGAUUGGAGAGGAAAAGUUCAAUAUGUAGUAUAUACUAGAACCUUGGUGGGCCUCAAGGCUGCUGUUGCUCAGCACUCUGAAUUCUGUAUAUCUGGAACCUGGGUGAUCAAUUUUUUCGCAGAGUUUUUAUCAGGCCCUGGGAAAACCUGGCUCAUGAGGCUCAAACUCAGGCAGAUUUAUGUCAACAAAGCAAUUUGAGAAUAAUUUUGCAUGUAAAAUAAGUUUUUCACUGGGGAAAGCUUAAGUUUAUUUGAAAUCUAAACCAAUGUCAUAAGGUGUUGCAAGGACAAAUUAAUUUACCUUGCCAGGCACAUAGUAGGUUGCUUUAAAAAUAUGACGUUUUCUUUUUUCCCCUAAGCAGUGCUAGGAAUAUGAUUGGCUAAGAAGGAGGGGAACACAUUUGUUGAGGCACUAGGUUAGUUAGUCAGGAGACUCUGGGGUUGAAAUGCCUAGGUUCCAAAGACUUGAUAAGUAAGUCACCUUGAAGUCAAAAUUUUCUCAUCUGCAAAAUAGCAAUAAUAAUACCUGGUUCUUGGGGAUGUAAAUAAACAAAUCGUGUGCUUGGUAGAAACUGACUAUUGUUGUCCUCACAACUUUGGGAAGUAGACAUUUUACAGAAGACAAAACUGAGGCCUGGAUCUGUUUCCUUGCAGGGGGGAAAUUAGUAAAUGAUGAGUGGAAAGGAUGAAUGUCUUUGUCCCCUUCCCCCACCUUCAGAAACUGGUUCUGGGAAGAGACUGCCUUCAACUCCUGGUUGCCAAUCCAAUUCUGAUUCAACUUUACAUCAAAAAGUCCAGUGGAAAUCUGGAAAAUGCCAUUUUCUUUUCUUCCUGAUUUCUCUGGUCCACAAGACUUAUAAAUUGAAAAUAUUUUGUCGUCUUGUGGUUCUCCAGUUUCUAUCUCCCUCUUUUUUUCCCACUUUCUCUUUUAAUUGAAUCAGCAACUAAGAUUUUCUGUAUUAUGGAAAUGAUCUGGAAAUUCAGCUAAUCCAAAAGAAGGGAGUUUAUUUUCAAGGGAGGGAAGUUUUCUUUUUGUACUAGAAAUACAGAAGUCACAGGCACAUUUGCUAUUACAUAUUCAAGUAUGAAAGUUGCAGUUGAACUAAAUUCAUUUCUAGCUUCAUAUUUAGUUGUUUCCACCUACUAUAAGUUUGAUUUGGCUUAAUGUUAUUUUAAUUUGGUUGAUGUUAAUAUAUGCUGAGUUUAAAUAGCUCUCAUUUUGAGAUUCAGUUCUCUGCACAGUAUUCUCCUAAUCUUCCCUUCCUCUACAUGUGCCUGCUUGAAAUCGGCAAGUUUUUUCUACCAAUUGUUAUGAAAGCAUUGACUUGUUUACUAUUAAUCUUUUCUAAUUAAAGUAAUUCACUUGGUUUACAUUUCCUGGAAAUCUUUAAACCUCACAAUUUUUUUCUGCAAAGGUCUACAGACUGAAUGUUAAAAAAAAUGACACCAUUCAAAACAUCGGUUUUUUAAUACACGUUUUUAUUGUGGACAGCAUUCCUAUUUCAUGCCCUUAAAAACACUGUUCAACUCUAUUUUGGCUAUCCCACUCUUCUUAGCAAGUUUCACCCAGUAUACUGUGUACAGUCAGCACCUGGUUGUAAUAGAAGACUUAGUUUCUGUCCUGCAACAGUUUAUCAUUGAGCAGAGGAAAUAAUACAUUAAACAAAUACAUGAAAUCCUGUGUGUUUGUUAGGUUUGGAAAGGUUUUGUAAAAAGAUAUGAUUCGUAAAGAAUUUCUCAGGUUAAGGGGAUGGAAGAGAAACCAUCACGGACAAAAAUAGCAGCCUAAGUAGAGAUGUGGCUAGUUAUUCAAGUUGGUUUGACACCCCAUCAGAAUUCUAGGUUGGGAGCAGCUGGUAGGCAGGACUAGAUCCUGAAAAGCUUUGAAUUUCUUGCCAAGGAGUUUGGAUAGUAUCCUGAAGCCAUUAUUGGUACCUUGGAAGGGGUGUUAAUAUUUGAACUUUAGGAAGAUACCACCUGUUUGAAGGGUGCAGGGAAGUCGGUUAUGAGGGUCUGACAGGAGUUUGAACAUCACGUAAUGAGGGACAGGCAGGCAAUGGGAAUGGAAAGGACAUGAAUCAGAGACUUGAAGGAAGAAGCAGAUUCUCUGAGGAAUUCAUCAUGGACAUGGUGGGGACUGUGCAGAGGAUGAGAAAGGGGAGCGUAGUUUACUUUCAGAUUUUUUGUGUGACUGUAUGGAUGAUAACCAAGAUAGGUGAGCACAGGAAGAGCGUGUUUGAGAGAGAAGACUGUGUAAUCAGUUGAGGGCGUUUAAAGGUUAGGACUGCCAUUCCUUGUAUUGGUGCUUCAGAGAACUUAAGGAACUUCCCUGAGGUUUGGGUUAAACCUGGUAUGUGGUUUCUUAACAUUUUUGUCAGGCUUGAAAAUGGGAGAGUAAGCUUCAGGGAAAGGAAUAUUGUCUAGUUUCACGAACUUAAAGUCUCUCUGAAAAUGCCAAGUUCCUCUUUUCCCACAAACCUUGUCUUAAAAGAAAGCCUUCAGAAAUCAGGAUUCUACCUUCAUUUUAAUUUGUUGGGCGUGUCUUGGGACAGAGAGUUUAUAUUUCUAUAAUGUGCAAGUCUUAUAAAUUGAAGGAAAUAAAUGGUGUACAUACACUGAUAUUUUCAUAUUCUUGCUUCACGGCAUCCUUGGAAGGUAGAAGUGAAAUUUCACCCUAAUAUUACAGAGGGACAAAUAAAAUUUGAAGUGACUUCCUAAUUACUUGUAAAGAGAAAAGCAGAAACAGACUCCAACUUGACUCAGUGCCUUUUUCACCACACUCUCAAUAGUUACAUUUCUUAACUGAUAAUCAUCCCUUGAAAGCAAAUAAAUACUAUCUCCCCAAACUUUAACUUUCUCAUCCAUUGGAAUCGCUUCUAAUCUGGUAUUGGGAUACCCAGUAUUUUUUUUUUUUUUACACUAUCAAAAUGGGAAGACCUAGUAUUUUUUUACAUUGUCUAAAACAGAGACUUGGAUUUGUGAUUUUUAUCUUUAACCUGUGCUAUUUCAGCUGAAGACUUAUUUUUGAGCUUGACCCUUUUCCUUUAGGAGGAGUUCUAGACUCUUGUACUAACCUGGAUUCCAUAGGCAGCACUGUAUAAAUAUUUUGCCAUACACUUUCUCAGACUAGGUACAUGUUUGGAGAAGCCAUUGGCAAACAGGUGGGGGUCCACCACCUCUUACUCAAUUUUGCUCCAGGCAAGUUUAAAUUUUAAAAUUUCACUUAAAAAAGGGAAUCCAUAAAUUUGGAACCUUUGGUGCUGGGGUGUGGGUUGGUAUCUACUAGAAGCAGGUGAGAGGAAAUAGUAGUGUUUAAUUGUCCCGUGGCUUUCCUUAAGCGCUGCUGAAACAUGUCUCUGCAGGGGAAUACUGCAACCAAGUGGCCUAGCAGUGGGAGAACACAAAACGCUCAAUCCUGUUGGACCCUUUGUGAAGAGUGUUGCUCCAGUUACACUUCCAUCCAGUGGCAUUUUGAGUUUUGAAAGGUAUUUUUGAAUAUAAGAAAGACUUUACUACUCAGAAGGAAUCUAGAAAGUGGAAUUGGGAAAGUUAUUACAUUGGAGGAACAUUGGUGUCCUUCAGAGCAUACCAACUAAGGCUAUUGCCCAGAAGAAAAGAUGUUUGGUUUUCACAAGCCAAAGAUGUACCGAAGUAUAGAGGGCUGCUGUAUUUGCAGAGCUAAAUCCUCAAGUUCUCGAUUCACUGACAGUAAACGCUAUGAGAAGGACUUCCAGAGCUGUUUUGGGUUACAUGAGACUCGUUCAGGAGACAUCUGUAAUGCUUGUGUCCUGCUUGUGAAAAGAUGGAAGAAAUUGCCAGCAGGAUCCAAAAAAAACUGGAAUCAUGUGGUAGAUGCAAGGGCAGGACCCAGUCUAAAGACUACACUGAAACCAAAGAAAGUGAAAACUCUGUCUGGAAACAGGAUAAAAAGCAACCAGAUCAGUAAACUGCAGAAGGAAUUUAAACGUCACAAUUCUGAUGCUCACAGUACCACCUCAAGUGCCUCUCCAGCUCAAUCUCCUUGUUAUAGUAACCAGUCGGAUGAUGGCUCAGAUACAGAGAUGGCUUCUGGCUCUAACAGAACGCCAGUGUUUUCCUUUUUAGAUCUCACAUACUGGAAGAGACAGAAAAUAUGCUGUGGCAUUAUCUAUAAAGGCCGUUUUGGGGAAGUCCUCAUCGACACACAUCUAUUCAAACCUUGCUGCAGCAAUAAGAAAGCAGCUGCUGAGAAGCCAGAGGAGCAGGGGCCAGAGCCUCUGCCCAUCUCCACUCAGGAGUGGUGACUGAGGUUUAUGUAGAAGGGGAACAAAAAAUGAUUUAAAUUUUGGAAAACAAAGCAACAAAAAAUGACCCUCCUAUUUUUAACUUGGAUACCUGCUAUUCUGCCAAAAGACGAUUUCUAGAAUAGUUUUGAGUGGGUUAUUUUUCCUCCAGUUCCACAAACUCUGAAGCCAGUGUCUAGCUUAUGAAAAGAAAAAAAGUGUACAUAAUAUUUAAGAUGCUGAGUAUUUCAUAGGAAAGCUGAAUGCUGCUGUAAAGUGCUCUUUAAGUCUUUUUUAAAAAUCCCCUUCUAAUGAAUUAAAUGAGGGGAAUUUCAGGGGACAGAGAUGGGAUUUGUUGUAUGAUAAACGUAUGUAGUUUUAGUCUUUCUAUAUUGAGAAGCAGUGGUUGGGGCAUUUUUUAAGAUGGCUGGCUACACUUGUUUUCCUUCACUAUAAUAAAUUUGUCGUAACUCAGUAAACAUGGACUUGCCCCUAGAGGUAGUUGUUAAUAACUGAAAUAUUAAGGUCUUGCCAAGGUUCUGAUGAUUCAAACCUGUACUACUGAAUAUUAAGCAGGACAGACUAAGCUCUCUGGUGCGAAUAUCUUGAAGAAGUAAUUUCUAAGUACACAGAGGUAAUGUGACUGCGUCACCUUCUUCCAUAUUGAUAUUUGAUAAAGUUUUUAAUUUAUAUGAAACUUCUAAAGCAGAAUCAUAGUUCCUCUUGGGGAAAUGUCAAAUCUUUAGGAUAAGCAGUUCUAUGUGAGUAGUACCAAAGCAUUACCACUGGUAGAGAACACACUCUAUUAAAAAUGUUAAGUUAUCUGAAAAAUAAAAUGUGCAAGUCUUCAGGAUGGCACAUAAAGAAACAAAGGUUAAUGCUUCUUGGGGCACAUUUCUGAGAGGGCUUGCAAGUGUGUAAAUAAUUUGUUUAUGUUACAUGACUGGUGACUUCACUGAAAAUCUGCACAAUUCAGUUUUAGCUCUGGAUUACUUCGGUUGACCUUUGUGAAGGUUUUAUCUGUGUAGAAUGGUUGUUUGACUAGUUUUAACCUAUUAGGGUUUUGGGUUUUUGGUUUGUUUGUUUUUUUGUUUUUUUUUCUUUUUCUUCAUUCUAUAUUAAAGUAAAAUUCAACUAAAAGAAAAGAGGUGUGUGUUAAUGCUGAGUGGGUUGGUUUUGGUUUGGUUUCUUUUAGUCAGGCUUUCUGAACAUUGAGGUGUUAGAUGAUACAUCCUAAACAUGGAGCUCUUCAAUUCUAAAACCUUCAUUAAAAGCCUUUUACUUGAACCCAAACCAAAGUUCUAUCUAUUGCCUCUUUUCUAAAAGUUCAGGAAAAAUAUAUCACCAGUUCAGACUUAUCAUAAUGAGGGAGGAUCAUUUGCCUACCUUGUAAUAACAUGACUCAGUGCUUAUUUUUAAAACUGGAUUUUAAAGAUCGGAUAGUAUAAAUAACAAGAAGGAGUGAGCCACUUUUUAUGGGCACCUAUAGUUUUAUAGUUCUUAAUCUAGACUUAAAAUUUUAUAUUUCUUCCUUCGGAAAAAACUACAAGCCACCGUAUGCACGGACUACACAGUGAGUUGGGUCAACUCUCCCACAGACUUUGGUGUAUUACAAGAAUCCCAGCCAUUAUCAUCUUCCUCCUGAGUUAUUUUGCAAUGGUUUUUUGUUGUUGUACAUUCUGGCUGCAGUGUUGGUGGUAGGAUAUACUAUAAUGUGGAUCAUCUCUACUUCUGUAUUUAUUUAUUUAUUACUAGACCUCAACCACAGUCUUCUUUCCCCUUCCACCUCUCUUUGCCUGUAGGAUGUACUGUAUGUAGUCAUGCACUUUGUAUUAAUAUAUUAGAAAUCUACAAAUCUGUUUUGUACUUUUUAUACUGUUGGAUACUUAUAAUCAAAACUUUUACUAGGGUAUUGAAUAAAUUUAGUCUUAUUAGAAAAU
Hippopotamus amphibius kiboko is the source of this 7698-nucleotide messenger RNA. It is a transcript of the gene SINHCAF, whose product is annotated as SIN3-HDAC complex associated factor. Bases 5114 to 5779 code for a protein of 221 amino acids. Lineage: Eukaryota; Metazoa; Chordata; Mammalia; Artiodactyla; Hippopotamidae. Gene Ontology annotation, biological process: negative regulation of cell migration. The transcript has 7 exons. The record is from RefSeq and is a predicted model, not a curated record.